Messenger RNA from Phaethon lepturus (White-tailed tropicbird), 330 nucleotides. It is a transcript of the gene RPL22, whose product is annotated as ribosomal protein L22. Gene Ontology annotation, cellular component: ribosome. NCBI's taxonomy places the organism in Eukaryota, Metazoa, Chordata, Aves, Phaethontiformes, Phaethontidae. Gene Ontology annotation, biological process: cytoplasmic translation. Gene Ontology annotation, molecular function: structural constituent of ribosome; RNA binding. The transcript is spliced from 3 exons. The record is from RefSeq and is a predicted model, not a curated record. The annotation marks the transcript as partial.
AAGAAGCCCGCAGCGAAAGGUGGCAAAAAAAAGAAGCAGGUGCUGAAGUUCACCCUGGACUGCACUCACCCCGUGGAGGAUGGCAUCAUGGACGCCGCCAACUUUGAGCAGUUCCUGCAGGAAAGGAUCAAGGUGAACGGCAAAGCGGGAAACCUGGGUGGGGGUGUGGUGACUAUCGAGAGGAGCAAGAGCAAGAUCACGGUCACGUCAGAGGUCCCGUUCUCAAAAAGGUACCUGAAGUACCUGACCAAGAAGUACCUGAAGAAGAACAACCUGCUGCGCUACUUCCAGAUCAACCAGGACGAGGAGGAGGAGGAGGAGGAGGAUUGA